Molecule: messenger RNA, 8835 nt
Organism: Plasmodium inui San Antonio 1
Lineage: Eukaryota; Apicomplexa; Aconoidasida; Haemosporida; Plasmodiidae
Exons: 2
Coding region: 1-8835 (2944 amino acids)
Biological process (GO): nuclear-transcribed mRNA catabolic process, deadenylation-dependent decay
Cellular component (GO): CCR4-NOT core complex; P-body
Molecular function (GO): molecular adaptor activity
Source: RefSeq, a predicted model, not a curated record
AUGAGAAUGGAUUAUCAUGAAAGAGGCACCCAUUUUAUGAGUAUAAAACAGCACAUUUGUUUUAUUAACAAAAAAAGCCAUGAUUGUGGAAAAGGAACCUAUGGACAUGUGAGUAAAGCCACUUUGGGUUGCGACGAUAACUCAACGAACUCUGACAAUGAGGAAGAGAGUGAGAGAGCCAAAAUUGGCAAUCACAGCUGCACAAGUAACGAUGUGAGUUCGUACCACCCGACUGACACGAGUGGCAGCGAAGGCUGCACCAGCGAGGGCGCCUCCAGCAAUAGCGGCAGCACUGGACGCGGCAGCAUUAGCCGCGGUAGCACCUGUCGCAGCACCCGUCGGAGCAGCACUGAUAGUACAAUAAGCGCCCGCAGUUAUACCAACCGAGGGUCCACUCAUGUGGGGAAGCUUAAAACCUCCGCAAGUAAAAGCCACUCGAGGAAUAACCUCAGCAGGAAUAGAAUAAAAAGUGAGUUAAAGAAUGGGAUAAAGGCUGCUGGACGAAAUAGACGCAAGAGUAGCCCCCUUUCAUUCAAACGGAAUGUACCCCUCAGUGAAAAAAACGAUUCGCGGAGUCGUGUAAACAAUAAUGAUCUAACCCAGGGUAACAGUUGGUGCACACGGAAUGGGGUUAUCUGUGUGGAGAAAAACAGUAUAAAUGACAGGGUUAAUUAUUCCCCGUGUGCAGAGAAGGAGGCAGAUAAGAGGUUAGUAGGCCGUGAAAAUAUGCCCACGUCAAUUGUUACCUCCGCAAAUUGUGUCCACGGGGCAGAGUUAAAUCCGUUCGUGGAAAAAGAAGCUAGGCACUUAUUGAGCGAAGCUAGCAAAAGGAUAAUAAAUGAUGGAAGGAAUGGCCAAUGUGAUGGUCACAAUGUGGAUAACGGUCAGCAUCAUAUGGACAUUAUGUUCAGUAAUCACAGAGAUGCAACAGAGGAUGUAGAUAACCAUUUUUGCGAAAGCGGUGCCGACGCGGAUCAGACAGACAGUUGCGAGCCCCCUUCGAGACAUGCACCCCUUUCGAGCAUGUCACGGGGUAGUAGCGACAGUGUGAGUAGAGUGAACGACGAAAGUAACAUUGCCAGCUUCACCAACAUAACUAGUGUCAAUCCCCCGAGUGGUAUCAACAACAUAUGCGAAAAUGUACGCCGGAAGGACAGAAAUGGCGUUUCCGCUUUGCAAGGAAGCAUUGAUCCAGUGAUGGGCACCAGGAUCACUCUCCCCCCGACAAGCGCUGAUCAUAUUGAUGUGGUCGAAAGGGUCCACGGGAUCAUUGAACUUCCAAACGUUGAUGUAUCCCCCGUUGAAGAAACCAAGCUGCAGAUAAGGAACUCGAAUAACAACAGCUGCAGGAAGAAGCAAAACAGCAGCGGAGGGAAAGGGGGGGGUACAAACAAAGCAGCAGAUGGGAACAGCAAGGAGGUUAACAAUUAUAGGGGAAAUGCCAAUAAUAAUAAUAGCAGCAGCAGCGGGAAUAAUAGCAGUAACGGUAAUGGCAGUAAUAACGGGAACCGAAUCGGGAACAGCAAUCGGGAUAGCGGCAAGGAUGAUGAUAAAGAUGGUCAUAGGGAUGGUAGAAGAGAUGGGCGAAAGGAUGGCCAUAAAGAUGACGACAACGAAAGCAAUAAGGAGGAUGACAAAAACGACAGCAAAGAUACUAACAAAAAUAGCCGAGGAGGAAAUCGAAAAAAUAACAGUGCGGAUAGAAGAAAUGACUUCAGCACGAAGGAUAAUAACACUAUUGGAAGAGGGGACAAGAAAAAGAAGAAUGUAAAGGAUUCCAUUAUGAGUAAAGGAAAUAAUGGGAAGAUCAGCAACAGUGCGGCCACCUGUGGGAACAACACAAACAGUGGAAGUAAUAAUGUAACUAGUGAAAAUGUAUCUAACGGAAAUGUAUCUAGUGGAAAUGUAUCUAGCGGAAAUGUAUCUAUCGGAAAUGUGGCUAGUUAUACCAUUAGUAGCACUGCUUAUCAUCCCUGUGGAAGUGUGGAGAGCCAUCAAAAUAAUGCCCUCUCGUAUGCGAACAUUAUUUCAGGCAGAUCAAAGAGCAAAACCAAAUACAGCAUCGCUUCGUCUGUUUGCAGAAUGAAUGAGUUACCCAAUAAUGUGAAUAGCAAAAUGUACGCAAAUUCUUCUAAUGCUUUUGAUAAUAAUGAUAGCAUUAUGAGUAUCGAUGACAGCAUGAACAGUUGCAACGGGAGCAACAUGGAGAUGAGAAUGUUUAGCCAAGUGAACGGAAUGGGCGUGUCCGGAGGAUUGAACGGAUUGGGUAUGCCAGGGGGACCGGGCGGACCAAGCAGCCUAAACGCGAUGUACAACUUAAAUGGGAUGCCUGGUAGCCUGAACGGAAUGGGAAGCCCAAAUGACAUGAGCUCCCUAAACGGCAUGAACAGCUUCGCCGAUCCGCACAACAACGCGGGAGCGUUCUUCAACCUUAACAACAACGAAUUUCUUCACAUGUGCAACAAUAAUUUCAGUUUGACCAAUGGGGGCAGCAUGGACCCCAAUAAUCCAAAGUACCUGCACGUGGAAAAUAGCCUGGGCAGUGCAAAUGGAAUAAACAGCAACACAGGCAGUAACACCCUGUUUAACCCGAGUAAUAACGGCUUGUAUGAAGGGAACUACAACAUGCAAAGUAUGAUAGCAGGUCCAGGGGGAGGGGGCACCACCCACAUGGACGUAGGAAACUUAGAGGAGCAGUACACAAAUUACGGAAACAAUGUAAUGAUGCAAAACAACAGCGACCUUUUCUACAAUGAACAUAAGGAAAAAAUGUAUCUACAUAUGACUGGCAACUUGAGCGUCAGCCCAAGUGGGAACAAAUUUCACGAAGAGAAAAAAAAUAACGGCUACUUUUUAAAUAGAAGUCUGCAAGAAAAGUAUGAAGAAGAUAAGAUGAUGAUGCAGAAUGGCUACCUCAAAAUGAAUAUGAACGAACUUAAUAAACACGAAAAUGAUAAUUUUAACCACAUGCUUAAGAACGAGUGGAUACUUUACAACAGGGAGGACCUAAAACUAGAUGCAGGGGGUAACAGAAUGGCUGUAACGAUGAAGGAGAGCAUAACAAGUGACAAACAGAUAAACCAGAAUCUGGAAGAUAGUCUAAACUAUAAUGAAGCCAACACACUGCACUUGCUAAACCUUGCUUUUAAUGAGAUUUAUCAGAAUAAGGAAUACCUGAUUGAACAAAUUAUUACCAAAAAAUUCAUGUCUAAGCUAGGUAAAAUUUUAAAUGAUAUUAAUCCAGAGAGUAUUAAAAUUAAGGGCAGACAACUGAAGCGAUUGAUACAAAUUAAGAAAGGGCUCAUGAAGGAGGAAAAGGUUCCAGCUAAGGAAGGGCAUAAUACCACCGCUCCUUAUGGUAACGCAGACGAUGGUGGUGGCAACACUCAGGGGUAUGCUGACGGGGGGUCCGAUAAAGUUGCCAAGUUGGAAGGUGAUCCCUUUGGGCAGCACGAAGCCCGGGAAAAGGGCGCGUUGGUCAAUGGUGCCAUGGAGAAGAGGAAGAGCAACAGUGGCAGCAGCGGCGGUGAGGUGGGCGAAGCGAGCGAGGUCAACCGGCUGAACGAGGCCAUCGAACCGAAGAAGGAGGCGGAGCCGAAGAAGAAAAAAAAGAAUAAGAAGAAUAACGACAAGUGUGAGAAGGCCGAUAACAGCGCCAGCCUCAACGAAUCCCACUCCAGCGACGCGAAUACUACGAAUAAUGCAAACAGUGCGAACAGCGUCAAUGAUAAGAGCGACCCGAAGAAUAAAAAAGAGGGCGAAGAUAAAACGGUGGAAGGCAACCCUAACGCACAAGGCGAUUUUAAAUGUCAAAACAAAGGCACUGACCAGGCCACCGCGAAGGAGGAUAAGAGUGGCUCGGCGGACAAGCAAGGGAAGAAUUCCAAGAAGGGUAAAGAAGACCCAACGGAAGAAGCUUCCAACAUACAUAAGAAGAAAAAAAGCGACUCGAAGGACACCGCCCAUAGGAGCAACGCCAACGUGGAGAAUGAAAAGAGCAGAGGAAAUAAAAGCGACGGGAGUGCCAUAAACGAACUUGGGCAAGAAGACCGAAUCAGUGGAGGAAGUGCAACUAAUCACAGGCAAAAUGAAUCGUCCACUUGUGGGUAUCAAGAGGAGGGCGUAAAUCUGAUCGGAUUUCCCAAAACGAGUGAUGACAACCCAGUGGAGGAAAAUUCUUCUGUGAGCGAAAGCACGGAUGUGGAAUUUUACCUCGAUAGCAGUGAAGACGACCAAAACGAUGAUAGCAAGUACAUCACCGGAAUUAACGACCGAUACGAAGAAAAAAAAAUUGAGGAAGAUGUCGUCAUAAGAAGAGACGUUUUCUUCUUUAACUUGUUAAAAUUUAUUAUCAAAAAGAAGACAUCCGAAGAUAUGCUCAUCUAUUUACACCUACUCAGUGCCAUCAAAAUGGACAAGAUAUUUGACCACAUUACGCAUCUGUCUUGUGAAAUUUUUAACACCUUAUUAAAUUUUAUAGAGAUCACAAAGGAUUCCUCCACGUAUAGGUUACUAUUAAAAAAUUUAGGCGCCUGGAUAGGCAUAAUAACAAUAGGCAGAAACAAACCACUCAUGUCAAAGCAUAUGAACAUUAAGCAGCUCAUUUUGUACUCGUACGAUAAUGGCUACAUGAUAGUCACCUUCCCGGCUGUGUGUAAAAUUUUAGAGAGUAUAAAAAAUAGCAAGAUUUUUAAGCCGCCCAAUCCAUGGACCGUUGGCAUUUUAAAUUUACUUGGUGAACUGCACGAAGCGCAAUCGCUGAAGACCAUUUUAAUUUUUGAAAUAGAAUUGCUGUUUAACUAUUUUAAGAUUAAUGUGUUUGAUUAUUACAACAAGUGCAACAUUAUCAAGUGUCGUAAUUUGCCCAUAAAUACGAAUGAUCUAUUUGUUAGGAAUAACUUCAACGAGAACGGCACCAUGGGUGUGAAUUAUAUGGGGGAUAAUAGUAACCACUCCGGGGGAUACCUAACCCCAGGGCAAGUGCAUAUGUUUAACAAGUCGUACAAUAAUAAUGCGUGUGGCAAUUUUUACGGAGAAAAUUUCGUGCAUCAAAAUGGAGCAAAUGGUAGCGUUACUGGAAGUGUGAGAAAUCAUGAGAGGGGUAGUAGACCACUGGAGGCAGUCGCAGCCGAUGGAGUAGCCGAUGCAUUCCUACUUGGUAAGGACCCCCGAUUCAAUGCUAUGAAUAAUUAUAAUACCACGUCCUCCAUCAUGACGACCAUAACUAGCAAUAACAUCAGCGCGAACGAGUUUGUGAGCCAUAAAAAUGGCAGCUUCAAUUUGUUAAUUAAAAGUAGAAAGGGCGAAGAUCUGAAGGAAGCGAGUAACGCUAUGGAAGCCUGUGCCUUCAUGGACGCCACCAACUUCAGCGGCAACAUCUUCAGCGGCAACAACAUCAGCGGCAACAACAUCAGCGGCAAUAAUCUCAGCUGCAAUAAUCUCAGCUGCAAUAAUCUCAGCGGCAAUAAUCUCAGCGGCAAUAAUCUCAGCGGCAAUAAUCUCAGCGGCAAUAAUCUCAGCGGCGACAACAAUAGUAACGGUAACAACCCCGCAAUGAUGAACAGCCAGGGCCUCCUCAGCAACGGAAGUAAAAACGACGCCGACAACAUGGCAUUCAACUCGUCAGCAGAUGUGAUCCUCCUCAAUAACAAGGGAAUGGAUAGCGGAAAUAGAAGCAGAUUUAUGAGCUAUAAUUUGACCCAACCCUUGCCCUCCAGAGGGUUCCAAAAAGGUCUAGAAAAUGGAUUCAGAAUGAUGACCAAAAAUAACAUGAAUAACGAAAUGAUGGUAAAGAAUAAUAACGCGAUGAAAAAAUUAUCCGCAAGUAGCAACACGAGGGAAAGUCAAUCUAUGUCCGUUUUUAACUAUAUGAAUGGAGCUGGUGCUGAUGACCCGAGCAAAUUUAACACUCUUAUGUAUGUAGGGGAGAAUGGCAUCCCCUGUGGUGGAGCCAUCGGUACCAGUGCUGGAAAUAGGAGCGUCGAUUUUUCUCUCCAUUUGAAUAGCGAGGGGUUAGCAGCGAAAGGAAACGGAAACAACAUCAAUGAGGAGGCACUACUGAAGGAUUUACAAUUUUCUACUAAGAAGAAGGACAAACUGAGUGACGGACACUUUAAGGAAAACUCGUACAGAGCUGCAAAUUAUCUGAUGGGUAAAAAUAAACCCCCUGUAAGUAGCAAACACGAUGGACAAUACAGAAGCAUAGAUUUGAAAACCGGGAAGAUGCCGUCGAAAAAUGACAUUUAUGAAAAUCCCAAGGAGUCCUACGUGUCGUCGCCACCGAGUAGCUUGAACCUGAAGAACACUUUUGGAGAACCACCAUUUGGUGUGAAGAGUGGUGGCGGCAUUCCGGCGCCCCCACUUCCUCUGCUGUUGUUGGACAAGUUCAAGGCGAGCGAGCAGGUCGGAGUGAACGUGUUCAGCGGCGUUGGCAGCGUUGGAAACGUCAGUGUGGGCAUGUCCAAGGGCAAAAACCGAAGUAAUGGAAAGGCCAGCAUGCUAAGCAUGGCAAGCAGCGGUAAUGACGGGGGAAACAGAAACGCGACGCCCUCAUCUGCAUAUGGCCUGACGAGCGACGUGAACCAAAAAAUGCAGAGCACACCCAUGUAUCAAGAAAAUGUGAAUAACAACAAAUUUAACGAAAUGCUAAACGAAGAAAUAUUAAGCAUUUUGAAGAAGAACAUAGUGAUAUCAACGAACAUUGUCGCAGCGGUUAAGCUUAGCCUAAAGUGCAAAGCGCUAAUUUAUUUAGCCUUCGAUUCAGCCAUCAAGGAAAUAAUCACCUCCGUUGUUGAUCGCUUUGUCCUCAUUGGAUGUAUAACUACAAGAGAAUUAGUUAAGAAAGAUUUUGUAAACGAAUCGAAAGAGACGAUUAUGCAUAAGGCGUCCCUACUAAUGGCCACGAGCAUCUCCUCCUCCCUCGUUCUAGUAUCCUGCAAAAAACCAUUAAGGAACAUUUUAAUACAAAAUCUGAGAAACGUUUUUGACCAAAAUUGCCCCCCAGAAGUCAGUAGCACAAUCGUGGACGAUGUCGUGAAAGCAUUAAUUAAUGAAAAUAUAAAUUUAAUUUAUUCUAUAAUCGAACAAGUGGCCAUCGAAAAAUCAUCCAUCGAAAUCCAAGAAAUCAUGAAGCCCAUUUAUGCCUCCAGAAAAUAUGCACGUAUUCACAAAUUAAACAUUAGGGAAAAUGCCAACAAUAAAUACUACAACGCUCUGCCCAUCUUUUUGAAGGCCCAUAAUAUAACCCUGAAGCAUAUUCAAGUGUAUAAGAAUUUUAUGAAUUUGAAGAUUUUAUCCAACUUGCAACAGAAGUCGUUUUCUCCUGGGCGAGUCGAUCAUGAGGGGGGCUCCAGUGAAAGUGAAAACGUCCCCCCGGGUUAUCUGGGAGGUGGGAGCUACCAAGGUGGAGGCAACUAUCAAGGUGAAGGCAACUACCAAGGUGAAGGCAACUACCACGGUGGUGGAAACUACCAAAGUGGCGGGAACUACCAAAGUGGAGGCAUCUACCAAAAUGGCGGGAACUACCAAAAUGGCGACAAUUACCAAAGUAAGGCUAACUUUGCCAGCGGUGGGAAUGUCCAAGACGACUCCAACAGGGUAGGCAGCCCCAACGGAGUAGUCAGCGCGAACUACCAAAGCUAUCAGAAUAGGAAGAACAGCGAAAACGUGCCGAAUGAAGCGCCCGGGGAGACCCACUUCUACAACAACAGAAAGUACAUUUCGAAUCCGCUGGAUGGAAGGAACGAAGAAAUGGUCAGAUAUUCGAAGGAGCAGGAUAGAGAGUAUGGUAAGAACGGCCCACUCAAGACCAACCGCAAGGAGGACUCAAAGGAGGACGGCGACAAGGCGAAUAGGUACCUGGACGAAAAGUACUAUAACGAAAGCAGUGCAGACAACCAGGAGAAUAACGAAAACAGCGGAGGGUGCAUCGGCAACGUAGGAGAGAGCUGCGGAAACGGCAUCGUUGGAAUGCCGUCUCAGAAAAGUGGAACUCCGGCUAGCACAGGUUACGAAGGAAACGUAGCAAAGUACGCGCACGGAAAAAGUAACGACUCGAAAGAUAAUGCGAAUUUUCACCUAGGUAAUAAUAUGAAUAAUAAUAAUAAUAAUAACAUAAAUAGUGUGAAUAACUUGAAUGAGAUGAAUGAGCUGAAUGAGAUCAACGAGGUUAACGAGAUGAAGGACAUUAAUAAUAUGAAUCAUAUUAUGAAUGUUCCUACUGUUAGCAAUCCUAAGGGUGUCAGUGGUGUUAAUAGUCUUAGUGGCGUCAGUGGUGUUAAUAUUGCUGAUAGGGUUAAUUGGGCUAACGACGCUAAUAGUGCUAGUACUGCUAAUAAAGCCAGCAGCGCGAACUGCGCCAACAGCGUUAACAAUAUUGACAGUACUAACAAUAUUAACGCGGUUGACCAGAUUAACGAUAUUAACAGUGUUAACAAUGCCGACGGCAUUAAUAAUAUUAACAGUACUGACAGCGCCCGCGGUGUUGACAACCCCCACGGGGCAAACUUCGUGAAUCAGCAUAAUUCACACAACACCCCUAACCCUAUGUAUAUAUUUAAAUCUCCAAAUAAUUAUAACUGCAAUAAUAAUGAUUAUAAUUUUAAUACAAAUAAUAGGUAUGUGAACGUUGAAAAUUAUAACCUCUCGGGUAUCACUCUGGGGAAUAAUUACGCUGGGAAGUAUGAACACAGUGGGAAGAACUUCGCCGAAAUGGAUAUCAGCGCACAGUCGGGACAUCAUAACAACUACGAGGACAGAAGUGGCAGUUGUGUACUCUUACCCGGUGUUGCAUCUGCGCCAGGCUUCUUCGCCCAUCCAUCCUGCUUCGUCUCCUAA